Molecule: messenger RNA, 1416 nt
Organism: Pecten maximus
Lineage: Eukaryota; Metazoa; Mollusca; Bivalvia; Pectinida; Pectinidae
Product: complement C1q tumor necrosis factor-related protein 5-like
Exons: 3
Coding region: 123-761 (212 amino acids)
Molecular function (GO): protein binding
Source: RefSeq, a predicted model, not a curated record
GUGGUAUGCUCGUUUGCUAAUUGGCUAGUUAGAUAUUUAUACUGAUGCCCAAAUAAAAGAUUCACAGUGACAUUGGGCGAUUAUUCUGUCGGCAGGAUUUAAAUUACUAAGUAAAAAGGGUUAUGACUGGACACCUACAUAUUUGGACACUACUGUGUCUACCGGGCCUGCUCGGACAACUCCUGCCCAAAGAACGUGACCAUCAAGUGGUCAAAAUACAACAGGCACUUUUGGAAUCUGUUCGCACCCCCAUUCUCUCUCUUACUGAAAGCAUUGUCCAAAACCAGUUGGAUCAGUGCAAUGCUACUGUUAGUCUACUGGAGACAAAAAUACGUGAGAUAGAAAUGCGGUUUGCCGAACUAGAGACAAGAAAGAAAGAUAUCAAGAUCGCAUUUUACACAUUCAUAUCAUUCGAAACCGCAGCUGACAUCCUCAUAUUUGACAGAGUGGUACUGAACGAAGGCGACGCGUACAACAACUCGACCGGCGUAUUCACGUGCCCAGUAAAUGGUACAUACAAGUUUACAUGGUCGGUCCAGAUCCAAAAUACGGACUGGGGUCACGUGCUUGUCGACUUCAAAUUGAACGGGUCCACUAAAGGUUUCACCAUAACAUUCGGUCCAAAGGAGCACACGAGCACGAACACUGUUAUAUUACGGUUAAAAGGUGGGGAUAGAAUAUGGCUACAGAAAAGGUCUGUGACACACAUCAGGAUUGCAGCGUAUGAAACUUCGUUUGCGGGACACUUUUUGUAUGAUUGAAUUUUUUAGAACCAACAACAUUUUCUGUGACUCUCAGUAGCAGAGACACUUUUUGUCCAAUUGAAAUUUUGGAACCACCAAGUUUUUCUGUGACUCUCAGUACCAGGGACCCUUUUGUACAAUAGAAAUUUUGGAAGCAACAGGGCUACGUGACCGAAGGGUCGCUAGUUCGAGUCCCGACACGGACGCUGUGUUGUAUCGUUGAACAAAAUACUUUACUCCGUUAUUAACUAGUCGACUUAGCUGUAAAUGAGUACGUGGUAGGGCAUGUGUGUGAGCUGUUAGUGCCGAAAUGGUAGCUCCGGCUGUAUGGUCCCCAGGGAGUUGAGAAAGACAUUGACUGGUUACUAAAGGUCCAAUAACCACGGAUUAUCAUUUGUGAACCACUGUUAUAUUAUGAUAUGCUAUUGUGAUAUAGCAGUAUAUCAAACUCUAAAUUAUUAUCAUUAUUUAUUGUCUAUGUCAGACGAUGCCAACCACCAACUAUUAGCCACGUGAAAUUUAACGUCUACACAGUAAAUGAAUUGCUGCAUAUUUAUAUUUGGUUGUCAAACAUGUUAAAGGCCCAUAUCUGUAUUAUUUUGUCAGAAUUUCCUGUUCCAGCGGAACUAGAUUCUUCAGUUAAGAUUAAAAAACUGUCUUAAUAUCACGGCUA